This is a messenger RNA of Symbiodinium pilosum, 1350 nucleotides long. NCBI's taxonomy places the organism in Eukaryota, Dinophyceae, Suessiales, Symbiodiniaceae. The record is from the annotation of a GenBank genome assembly.
AUGUGCCAGGAUGCUAUCAUCAUUGGCGCGGGCGUGAUAGGAAAUUCCAUUGCAACUGAGCUCUCCCGCAGUGGUUGGCGCACGCUCAAUGUCGAUAAGCUGAAGGGCGCUGGUCAGGGUUCUACAGGCUACUCUUCAGGCAUUUGCCGCACAAUGUACAGCCUGCUGGAUAGUGUGAAAUUUGCCUGGGAGGGGUUCACCUACUUUGAGAACUGGGAAGAACACAUCGGAGUGCAGGAUCCCCACGGUUUCGCGCAUUUGCGCCGCUGUGGCGCCCUAGUCUUGCGUUCAGAGGCUUCCCAGCAGUUCCUAGACCGCGUAAUCGCAAGCCAUGAUGCAGUCGGACUGCCGUACGAGUACUGGGAGGCAUCAGACAUAGCGACGCGAAUGCAUUUUGACCUCCAGAGUUAUGGCCCGCAGGUGCGCAUUGAUGACGACACUUUCGGUGAGCCCAAGGGUAAGGAAAUCGGAGGGGGCGUUUUUUUCCCGAUGGCAGGCUAUGUCAGCGACCCGAUGCUCGCAGCCAGGAAUCUGCAGACCGCGUCUGAGGCAACCGGGCGUUCAGACUACUUGUUUGGCGAAACGGUGACGGCUAUCCGGCGGGAGAGUGGGCGCGUUGCAGGCAUCAGCUGCGCUAGUGGCUUGGAGCUCGACAGUCCGGUGGUCAUCAACGUGGCAGGGCCUCACUCUGCGCAGGUGACAAAGUUGGCUUUCCUGGAUCCGGCAGAGAACGACAUGGCCAUUCACACCAAGCCGAUGCGCCAGGAAGUCGCUUAUGUCAACCCGCCUCCGGGCGUCUCCUGGGACGAAGACGGCCCAGGUUUGAUCUGCACGGACCUGGACAUUGGGGUCUACUUCAGGCCUGAAGUCGGAGGCAAAAUCCUCGUCGGCAGUGUGGAGCCGCAGUGUGACGAGGCAUUCCAUAUUUUCCCAGAUGACCCUGAGGCAGUGUAUCCAGGAAGAGAGCUCGCAGCGCUGACGGAUCAGUGGACGAACCAGGUCUACCGGCUCGCCUUGCGUAUGCCAUCUUUGCAUCUUCCAGACUCUCAGAGUGCGCAGGGCUGCAGCGCGUGCUACGACGUGACAGAGGAUUGGGUACCAAUCUACGACAAAUCGUCCUUGCCAGGCUUCUACAUGGCCAUUGGCACCAGUGGCAACCAGUUCAAAAAUGCUGGCGUUGUUGGCCGGCUCAUGCGUGAGUUGAUAGAGGCCACCGAGGGUGGCCAAGACACUGACAAGAAGCCUCUGGAUUUCCAGCUUCAGAGGAUUCCUUGCGGCGGCAGCAUCAGUUCUACCACCUUCUCGCGGAAGCGGCAGAGGCUUCAGACAAGUGGCUCGGUUUUGGGCUGA